GUUGCAAACCCUUUUAGAUUUCUUUUCAAUUCAAAUCACAACGGUCCUAUUUUGCUUUCCGCCUCUGAAUUCUGAAAGAUCCAAACUUUCUUCUUCUCCGAUUCACAAUGGUUACGAAAGAACUCUCUGAAAUCUCAUCCGAUAGGCAAAAAUGGGACAAGAUUUUCAACGGUCUGGUGCGAAUGUUGAAGACCCAACAAACACAGCUGGUGACCCUCGUCAACGAUCGGAAAUUCCUCGAAGAUCGUAUCAAAAUGCAACACGAACGAUGGGUCUCCGAUAUUAGCCUCUACGAAGAUCAUAUUUUUCAGUUGAAGGGGAAUUUGGUAAUGCAAGAGAAAACACACUCGCUCGAGAUUCUUAAAUCAAAUCUGGUUAUGAGUUUGAAGCACAGAGAGGCUUUUCUUGAGAAAUUGAUAUCAGAAGAUGCAGAUAGCGAGUUGGAAGAUUUCAAAGCGUUGCUUGACUAUGUUUCUCUUAAAUCCCCAAAGGAUCUUUCUCUGGGUAAAGGAAGUGAUAUGCCGGGAGGAGAGCGGCAUUCUAAGAAAUUGGAAGCUGAAGUAAGGAGGUUAAAGCAUGAAUAUGAGAAGCUUGCCUCAGAGAAGAGUUCUGAGAUAUCUGCACUGUUGGCGGAGAAAAAUUUUGUAUGGAAUCAGUAUAAAAUACUGGAAAAUGAUUACACCAGUAAAUUAAAGAGUGAGCAUUCUGAAGUUGAACAAGCAAAUGAGAAGGCAAAGAAGCUUCUUGCCAGCAUGGAGCAACUGCAGUCACUGAAUGAUGAAAAGGACGAAACAAUUGCAAGAUUAAAAGACAAAGUGAAGUUGAUGGAGGCUGACUCAAGUAAGUUGAAUGAAGAAAAUUCAAGACUCUCCAAGGAGUUGGAGUUGUUAAAAAAGUCAGGAACUGCUCCAGUCACACCUGUGUUAAAUCGUUGUCCGGCAGGAGCAAGACCUUCUUGUUUGAGAGACAAGAACAGCAGCAGGGAUAGAAGUAAUGUUAUUGUCAAAAAGGAAUCAUCCGCUGUACAAGCCCCUGGUUCUGCAAAGGACACUGAAAAGGGAAGCAGCAGAGGUUUAAAGAGGAAAGGUGUUUAUUCUGCUCCCAUUUCAGAGCUCCCAAAAUUGUUCUCAUCCAACUUCAAGGUUCCCAAGCUGAAGACAAGUGCAAAUGAAAAUAUACCACCAUUUCCCCAGCUUUAAACUGAAAAAGGUAGCUAGUCAUACUUGUAUGUGUUUGUUGAGGUUCACUAGUGGCUACUGUUGUAAUUCUUAUAUUCUUUUGCUUUCUAUGUAAUUUAGCUUUAGUCUAGGGAAAGUUUUUUGUUCAUAUCUUCUAAUGAACGUAUUGUAGAUUCAUCUGUUAA
Molecule: messenger RNA, 1363 nt
Organism: Quercus lobata
Lineage: Eukaryota; Viridiplantae; Streptophyta; Magnoliopsida; Fagales; Fagaceae
Product: cytomatrix protein-like protein
Exons: 6
Coding region: 108-1199 (363 amino acids)
Source: RefSeq, a predicted model, not a curated record